UUGGUCAAUAAUCGUGCCUUUGCCAUGACGCCUGGCGAUGCCGACUUCGACGGCAUCCACUCCGGCUACCCUGCCCAGUACUUGCCCGAUAGCAACUUCACCUAUGGAGGUGUCAACUACAUAUUCCCGCAGUACAACGAGUCCGGUCAUGACAAUGUGCUUGCUCAAGGACAAGUCAUCACUCCGCCUCAGGGUCGUUACUCCAGUAUCUCUAUGCUGGUAGCUGCGGAAUCUGCCGUGGCUACUGGUUACGUUAACGUGACCUACACGGACAACACCACUAGUUCUGGACCCAUCCUCGUAGACCCUUUCUGGUCAUGG
Messenger RNA from Aureobasidium namibiae CBS 147.97, 321 nucleotides. RefSeq lists its product as uncharacterized. The annotation marks the transcript as partial. The record is from RefSeq and is a predicted model, not a curated record. The transcript has a single exon. NCBI's taxonomy places the organism in Eukaryota, Fungi, Ascomycota, Dothideomycetes, Dothideales, Saccotheciaceae.